Molecule: messenger RNA, 3402 nt
Organism: Coniosporium apollinis CBS 100218
Lineage: Eukaryota; Fungi; Ascomycota; Dothideomycetes
Exons: 1
Coding region: 1-3402 (1133 amino acids)
Molecular function (GO): protein binding
Source: RefSeq, a predicted model, not a curated record
AUGGAUCAGCAGGGCACACUUCCCGAAGGUCUGUUGGCUGCAUUCCAGGCUCAUAUCGAUCAAGCUACCUCGUCUAUGGAUCCCAAGCAGCGCUGCAUGUAUAUGGCAGGGCAUUACGCAGGCAUAUACAUUGGAAAUGAUGACCGCGACGAGUUUUCGUCCGAACAAGCCAUCUCACAACUUGAAGAAUGCGUUCAGCUCAACGACGGCAUAUGUUCGGCUGACAUUGCUGAGCUUUUCGCCGACAUCUAUUUUGAGCGCUUGUCACGGCUCGGUAUGGAAGUGGAUGCAGAAAAAGUGGAGGAGAACCUGCGCAUCAUACUCGCCGAACGUCCGAACGAUCCAGAAAGCGUUUUCAAGCUCAUGAGGAUUCUUCAUGUGCGUUACAUGCGUACAUUCUCUCCGGCACGUAUUGAGGAAGCUCUAGACCUGGCCCAAGGCACAAUAACCGCACUGAGCGACGACCAUCCACAAUUGCCGCUUCUGCUAGGGGCAUGUGGUAUCUCUUUGCUUGAUCAGUCGGAAUCACGCAACUCUGUUGACAGCCUUCACAUGGCCAUUGAGCUCUUUCAUGCUGCUGAAGCCUUGUUUGGAGAUGGCCUCUCUCGCGACUGGGUCAUUGUCCGUGUGAAUCAUGCAGAAGCCCUCAGGCGUCGCUUCGAGGUUUUUGGAGAUCAGACGGAUCUCGACAAAGCUCUCGAUGUCUUCGAAGAUAUCGGUGAUGUCCUCCAAUUCCGGGCUCCAGACGCACUUGAAUUCGCUAUGGUACGCAUGCGGAUUCUCCACGCUCGAUGGCGACUUAAUCCGAACAGCCAAUCACUUCAGACCUUGAGAAAGGAAUACGCUGAGCUCCAGCCUGUGUUACUUCAAAACCAUCGGAGUCCUAUCGGCGCUGAUUUAAUGCAAGCAACAGGGAAAGCCUUGAACGAGACGUUCUUCAUGAGCGCAAGCAGAACCGGAUUAGGCUUCACUUCGGUACAAUCUGGAUUAGCCUUCGCUCAAAAAUUGCUCCGCGCUUGGGGUCAGCAUGGGGAAUCAACUCCAGGUUUGGCACCUUACCUCUUCGAGAUGGGUUUGGCAUACGAACAGCAGUAUUCCGCCUACUUCUCUCCUGAAGCCCUCGAAAAAGCCUGCGACAUACUUAUGCGAUGCUGUAGAUUGACUGAUCCACUGAGCGCUCCUUUUGGGUUUCGGACGGCACUCAUGGUGAGAACGUUGCGAAAGCUGGAGCGCAUUGCGGUAGGGCGAUAUCGCCCUCUGAUUCAGGAACUUGGUCGAAUAGCAAUCGGAUCGGCAGUAAUCCGUCCAUUGCCAAUGGCCAUUAAAGCCAAAGCUGCACUGGCAGAAGAACUAGCUGCGCUCGCCGUUGAGCUCUUCGAGCGUGACAAGGAUGUCUCCUACCUGGAUCGCGCCAUUUCCCACUUUGAGAAGGCAGUGGAGAUGUCCUCAACAGACACACAGGAGCUGGUGCAUUCACUUCAUGGUCUGGCGAAGACUUUACUGCGAAGAGGCAGGGAAAGGUCAGCGGCAGCAGCACAAGACUAUGAGGCAGCAGUGAAUGCACUGGAGAGGAUACAGGAAUUAGGGAGGCAAAAGACUUUCACCUUCAUCGACGGCUACGACACUCUGGGGGAGAUACGAGCAAAACAGUUCGAAAUCGAUUCGGAUGCCAAAUAUGCAAAUCAGGCCAUCGACGCGUGGAGAAUUGUGUACAAGAGCCCCAAUGUCAGCCCAGUGACGAAGUGGGCAGCAGCCGUCAACGUAUCUACCAUCCAGGAACGGAUUAUCCCAUUGAUCCACGGAGACCUCAAUGACGCAGCUGAAUCUCUAGCUGACAGCGUAGACGCUACUCUUGAGGUCAUCUCAGACUCUGAUACGCGUGCUGAGCAAAUCUGGAAGAUACGGAUUUUCGCCCCAUUAUCUUCUCAUGCCGUGAGCGUUGGACUGCUAGCGGGAAAACUGCCGGAAGCAAUGCUGAGGCUGCUUGAGCGCGGACGAGCUCUUGUCUGGAACCGUUUACUGAACAGAAAGGCAGACAUCUCAACUCUAAAAGAGAAACAUGGCGACCUGGCCGAACGUUUCUUGGAGCUGCAGAAAAUGCUUCCAAAGGAGAACGACGAAGUCAAGGCGCUCGAAGGAUUGACGUUCAAAGAAACAGUCGAGUCCAAUCGAUAUCAUAUCAGUGACGAGUACCACAAGCUCCUCCGCGAAAUUCGACAACAGCCAGGGUUUGAGGACUUCAUGCUCCCUUCUGGCUCUUCAGAGGAACUGAAAAGACAUGCUUCUGAGGGCCCAGUGGUUACCUUUGUCCACAGCAUAACCUGCCAUGCCAUUAUUCUCACCACGAGCCGCAUCGAGUCGAUACACUUACCGGAUUUUGACAGGGCCAAUUGCGUGGGCCGGCUUGGUGACUUCGACGAGUUUCUUAGAGUACGAGAACGCGACCCAGCUAGGGCGACGGAGAUCAUCGAAGGCAUUUUGACCUGGCUUUGGACCGCUGCUGCUGAGCCUGUCAUCGACUUUAUCUACAAAGAGCUUGGCUUUGAUCGCAAAUCUCCGCCGGCAGAGCUACCGAGAAUUUGGUGGGUAUGCAGUGGGUGGAUUAACUCCUUGUCUAUUCAUGCUGCAGGAGACCAUCGACGAGCAAUUGCCACGGGCGAGCCUUGCACUGUCAUGGACACGGCUGUAUCCUCCUACACUCCCACGCUUCAAGUCUUGGAAUACACUCGCCGUACGAUGGACCGGAUGACUUCGACUCCUCCUGAGAAGCCAUCAGCCGUUCUCGUAGGCAUGAAAUUCACUCCAGACAAAUCGCCCGAUCUGGACGCCGCUGCUACUGAAAUCAAAGCCGUCUCCAACAUCCUUUCCCAACUUUCCUACACGGUCGCAACACUCGGCAAUCCCUCCUCGAUAUUCAUGACCCUCGCCACCCGCAAAGCUGUCGUCACCGCCCUCCGCACCUGCACAAUCGCCCUCUUCGCCUGCCACGGCGAAGCCUCAGAAGAAGACCCUCUGAAAUCCCUCCUCUGCCUUCAAGACUGGCGCAAACGCCCCUUCGAUGUCGGUAUCCUCAUGCGCAUGGAUUUCGACAACUGCCAGCUCGUCAACCUUUCCGCGUGCGACGUGGCGGUAAACCGGGAUAUGUUGCUUAAGGAACAGGGAUUACACAUCAGCGGGGCAUUUCAGAUGGCGGGUGUGCCGAAUACGAUUGCGACUUGGUGGCCUGUUCUGGAUUCGCAAGCUACGAGGGUUUCGGAGGGCUUUUACAAAGGAUUGUUGAGUGAUAGUGGUGGGUUGGAUGUGAGGAAGUCUGCGAGGUCGCUGUGGAGAGUUCUGCGUGAAAUGAGGGAUGACGGGCUAAGUGCUAGGGUUUGGGGCGCUUAUUCUCACUUUGGCGUUUGA